This is a messenger RNA of Effrenium voratum, 1743 nucleotides long. The record is from the annotation of a GenBank genome assembly. NCBI's taxonomy places the organism in Eukaryota, Dinophyceae, Suessiales, Symbiodiniaceae.
AUGGGGGGCGUGGUGUGCCGGCUGUGCUGUGGCCGGCCCUAUGAGACGGGAGAUAUCCUGGACUCACCGGGCAAGCCUUGGCCCUACAAGCAGACAGAGGACAUGGUUGGCUCUGCGGCCUCCUGCCGGGAUCGCAACUACGUGAACUUCAUGAUGAUGAUGACCUUCAUGGGCUUUCCCAAGGUGGAGGCCUGGGAGCGGUGUAUCCCCUUCGAGUCCCAGGCCUCGCCCUUCGUGCAGGGCCUGGGGCUCUUGGAGCAGAGCCAAGGCAACACGGAGGAGGCCAUGGCCAAGGUAGCGGAGACCUUGAAGAAGGGCAAGAGCGUCAUCGUGGGCUCGGUGCGGAUGGGCUACGGCCACCACCGCAUCGCCUACAGCGCGCUGACCUGGGCCUUGGAGCUCGGGGGGGAGCCCUACCUGCUGGAUAUUCUGUCGCCCGAUUGCGUGGAAGCCGCGGUCGUGCGUAACAUGGACAAGCAGUACUCCCGCAUGUCUCGCAUUGCCUCGAACAUCGGCGGCGUGGUCGAUGCCAUGUGGGGCAAGAUGAUGCUCCAAGGGGACGCCAACGCCCUGAGAUGUUGCCUGUCCCUGGCGCAGCGCAUCCGCGGCAUCAUGGCGGCCUUCCCAAAGGACGUGCCGGUGAUCAGCUCCCAUCCCAUCGUGGGGAACAUGGCGGUGGCCUGUGGCUUCAAGACUGUCAUCAAUUUGGUCUUCGACAAUUACCCACAGUAUUUCGUGCUGGUUCCGGGUGCCAUCAACCUGGUCCAGUCCCCCAGCUACUUCGACAAGCUCUUGGACAUGGGCUGCGCAGCGAAGUCUCUACGUCUGGCUGGGCAUUGGGUGUCCAGCGAUCUCUGCCUCAACACAAAGGCGGACUCCGAGGCGCGGCUGCAGCGCAUGGAGAAGAAGCUGCCGCGGCGGUUUUUGAUCGCGGUGGGGGGCGCCGGCGCGCAGCGGGCCUUCCUGGAAGGAUUGCUGGGAGGCAUUGCCGACCUCUUGCGCGAGAAGCGCAUUCGCAUCUACCUGAACUGCGGGGACCACGCGCACAUCGGCGACGCCAUCUCGGCGCGGCUGAAGCAGCUGGGCCUCGAUUGGGACGAGGUGACCACAGACGAGCAGACCGUGGCGCUCUGCAAGAAGGAGGCGCUUGGAAAGCUAGAGGAGCCAGAUGGCUGGAAGGCGGUGACGUUGCUCCGCUUCGACUCCCACUUCGCCGCCUUCCGCUGCACCGACCUGGUGAUCCGCAUCAGCGACGUGCUGGUGACGAAGCCCUCUGAGCUGGCCUUCUUCCCGGUGCCGAAGCUCCACAUCCGGCGCGUGGGGGCCCACGAGGCCCACAGCGCGGUGAGGGCCCAGGAGCUGGGGGAUGGCACCGUGGAGUGCCGCGAGGUUCCUCACGCCGUGUCCAAGCUGAACCAACUGAUCGAGGACCAGAGUCCUCUCUUCAGACUUCUGAACGAGUGCAUCAUCAAGGCUGCGGAGAUGAAGCUCUACGACGGCAGCCGCGUCGCCUGUGAGCUCGCCUUCGGCGGAGAUUCGAAGGCGGCGCCGGCAGCGGCGUCGAAGCCGCCCGCAGCGGAGAAGAUUGAGGCUGAGAAGCCGACGGUCCAGGAGAAGGUGGUGGAGAAGGUGGCAGAGAAGGUGCCAGAGAAGGCGCCAGAGAAGGUCGCCGCUCCCAAGGCCGCGGAAAAGGCCGCUGCUUCAAAGAAGGGGAAGAAGGAGAAGGCAAUGGCUUCGGCGUAG